AUGGCGGCACCAACACAUCUUAAUCUUUUGAGACGAGGGCAAUCACACCAGAAUGUCGGCCUGCUGAGUUUACCUGAUGAUGGGUGGGCAAGCUGGGAGAGUCGUGCCGCAUCACCCGAACCACCGCCACUGCCCGCAUCUGAUAUGCUUGAUCACUGA
This is a messenger RNA of Laccaria bicolor S238N-H82, 159 nucleotides long. RefSeq lists its product as uncharacterized. The coding region runs from base 1 to 159 and encodes 52 amino acids. The record is from RefSeq and is a predicted model, not a curated record. The transcript has 3 exons. NCBI's taxonomy places the organism in Eukaryota, Fungi, Basidiomycota, Agaricomycetes, Agaricales, Hydnangiaceae.